Peniophora sp. CBMAI 1063 is the source of this 1149-nucleotide messenger RNA. The record is from the annotation of a GenBank genome assembly. NCBI's taxonomy places the organism in Eukaryota, Fungi, Basidiomycota, Agaricomycetes, Russulales, Peniophoraceae.
AUGUCGUCAACCGUCACAGCAGCAACAGCCACUGCUGCAGCGGCAGCUUCCGCCUCCGCUGUCGCCGCUGCCUCAGCCUCGGCCGCAGCAGCAGCCUCAGCAUCUGCCGCUGCCGCUGCAUCCGCUUCAGCAGUCGCUGCUGCACUCGCCGCGGAACUACCUCCACUCUCGCAGACAAUCGGCGCACUAUUCGUCGGAUGGGGCAUCUCGACGCUGGUCUUCGGCAUGUUCUGUCUCCAGACAUGGACGUACUUCAUGCGUUACCCUAGUGAUAGCACAUGGAACAAAUCGCUCGUUUCAUUGAUCUGGGCGCUUGAGGUCACUCACCAGGCGCUGAUUGGACAUGCUUGCUGGACAUACACAACGACGGACUUUGGAAAACUAGAGGCGAUCUUCUUGAAGGAGACAAUUUGGAGUUUGAGUGCGGUAGUGCUACUGGGGGCGGUUGUGGGUGCAAUCGUCAAACUCUUCCUGGGAUACCGCGUAUACAAGAUCAGCAAAGGAAACUAUCUCUGGUUUGGUAUCAUCUGCUCCAUGGCCAUUUCACAGUUGGGGACUGCUAUGGCCUUUUCUGUGAAGGCCUCCAAGGUUCUCAUCAGUGAGCUGAUCACGCUAAAGACUCUGGGUACGGUAUCUCUGUCGCUUGGGGCAGCGACGGACAUCGUCACCGCGCUCGUGCUUUGUUUCUACCUGCACACGAUGCGGACGGGCUAUAGGAGGUCGGAUGGUGUGAUCAACCGCCUCAUUGUGUUCAGUGUCAACACCGGCGCCCUCACGUCGGCAUUUAGCCUGUCCGUUGUUGUCCUGUACCAAGUCAUGCCCUCCAACUUCAUCUUCAUCGCCAUCUACUUCCUCGUGUGCAAACUGUACUCUAACUCAUGCCUGGCAACAUUGAACUCGAGGCGCCAUAUUGGAGGUCGCGGCACUGACGCGCAGGCCAAUACUGAUGGCUCGAGCCACGCUCUGGCUGUCCUGCCUGGAGGCGCUCGCUCGCGACAGGUCACCCUCAACGAUCUUGAGGGGAAAGAUAACAAGGCAAACCUCCAGAUUGGCGUGCGCCAGGAAGUUUCGGUCGUCCGGGACGAUAAGGUGCCGACGUUAUCCUAUACCGACCUGAAGGAGACGCUAGAGCGUCCAGUCGCCUUCUGA